Rhodofomes roseus is the source of this 3070-nucleotide messenger RNA. RefSeq names its product coatomer beta. Gene Ontology annotation, cellular component: COPI vesicle coat. Gene Ontology annotation, molecular function: structural molecule activity; protein binding. NCBI's taxonomy places the organism in Eukaryota, Fungi, Basidiomycota, Agaricomycetes, Polyporales, Fomitopsidaceae. Gene Ontology annotation, biological process: intra-Golgi vesicle-mediated transport; intracellular protein transport; retrograde vesicle-mediated transport, Golgi to endoplasmic reticulum. Bases 333 to 2861 code for a protein of 842 amino acids. The transcript has 10 exons. The record is from RefSeq and is a predicted model, not a curated record.
GAGACCAGAUUCAUCAGAUGCAUAUUCUAUAUCAUUCUGCUUCCAAGCAAGAUAUUCAGAGGUCUAGCGUCGCGCAGCUCGGGGUGUUUGUGGUGCAGUAGUGCGGGAGGCAGCGGUCGACAGUGGAUGUCACGUACAUGUCGACUUCUUGUCGAUUGCGGCUGCAUGUUUUCCCACGCCUCCUCCACGUAUCCCGGACAUUCAGGGUUUCGCUACCGCACCGUGAUUGCCAGUCUCUACACUUGGACGUCUUUGCUCGACGAGCCUGCACUGCUCCCGGUAUCACGCACUUCACGACCUUGGACGUUUCUGAUUGACCUGCUGGAGGCGCGAUGUUGUUGGACGUCAAUAGGAAGCUCUUCAGCCGGUCCGAUCGUGUCAAGGGCGUGGACUUCCACCCGACGGAGCCCUGGCUACUCACCGGUCUCUACAAUGGCACCGUGAACAUCUACCACCUCGAGACAGGGUCGAUCGUCAAGACAUUCGAGGUCUCCGAGGUUCCCGUCCGAUGCGUCAGGUUCAUUCCUCGCAAGAACUGGUUCGUCGCGGGCUCGGACGACUUCCAGCUACGCGUGUUCAACUACAAUACGCAUGAGAAGGUCACCGCAUUCGAGGCGCACCCGGACUAUAUCAGAUGCCUGACGGUGCACCCGACGGCGAGCAUCGUGUUGACUGGUAGCGAUGACAUGACGAUCCGGGCAUGGGACUGGGACAAGCAGUGGAGGUGUAUACAGACCUACGAGGGUCACACUCAUUAUAUCAUGAAUGUUGCGAUCAAUCCGAAAGACCCCAACACCUUCGCGUCGUCAUGUCUCGACCGGACGGUCAAAAUGUGGUCAUUAGGCUCCUCCACCCCCAACUUCACUCUCGAGGCACACGACAAGGGCGUCAACUACGUCGACUUCUAUCCCGGUGCAGACAAGCCGUACCUCGUAACAGCAAGUGACGAUCGCACGGUCAAGAUCUGGGACUACCUCAGCAAAAGUUGCGUGCAGACACUGGAGAGUCACUCCAACAAUGUCCUAUUCGUCGUGUUCCACCCGAACCUGCCGCUCAUCAUCAGCGGUGGUGAGGAUGGUACAGUAAAGCUCUGGAACAGCGGGACGUAUAGGCUGGAGAAUACCCUCAGCUAUGCGCUUGAGCGGGCAUGGUGCAUUGCUGUUCGGAAGUCAUCUAACGAGGUCUCCGUCGGUUAUGAUGAGGGUGUCGUCGUCGUGAAGCUCGGCAGGGACGAGCCUACAUACAGCAUGGACCCCUCAGGGAAGCUUAUCUACACGCGCAACAACGAGGUCCUCUCCGCCAACCUGCAAACCGUGCAGGAGGACGCGCUCACAGAGGGCAACCGCGUCCCGCUGUCGAUCAAGGAGCUCGGCACGACCGAGAUCUACGCCACCUCGCUGAUGCACUCGCCGAAUGGGCGGUUCGUGACCGUCGUCGGCGACGGGGAGUACAUCGUGUACACCUCGCUCGCGUGGCGGAACAAGGCGUUCGGCAACGGCAACUCGUUCGCGUGGGCGGGUGACUCGAAUACGUAUGCGGUGCUGGAGGGACGGAUGAAGGUGCGCGUGUACAAGAACUUUAGAGAGAGAGGCGGCGCGGGGAUGAAGGGUGCGGGCUCGUGGAGCAUUGAUGCGCUGCACGGGGGCACGUUGCUCGCUGCACGAGGAAGCGGCUUCGUCGUCUUCUGGGACUGGGAGUCGGGUGAGGUUGUGCGGAGAAUAGAAGUGGAUGCCAAAAAUGUGUUCUGGUCAGGGACUGGCAACCUUGUUACCAUCGCGACGGAGGAGUCGUACUUCGUCCUACGAUUUGACCGAGACGCAUACAAUGCAAAACUCGAGGAGGGCGUGGAUAUCAGCGAUGAGGGUAUUGAGGAGGCAUUCGAGCUCGUCGCAGAGAUAUCCGAAGUAGUGAGAACCGCUAAAUGGAUCGGCGACUGCUUCAUCUACACGACAGCAGCCAACAGAUUGAAUUACUUCAUCGGCACUGAAUCAUAUACUAUUACACCCUUCGACACCCCUCUCUACAUCCUUGGUUACCUUCCAGCGCAGAAUCGAGUCUACCUGGCAGACAAGGACAUGAACGUCUUCAACUAUAUCCUUUCGCUAGCAUUGGUUGAGUACCAGACUGCUGUCCUCCAGGAGGACAUGGUGGCGGCCGCAGAGAUCUUGCCCACCAUUUCGAAGGAACAGCGGACUAAGGUCGCAUCCUUCCUUGAGGCCCGGGGUCUCAAGGAGCUCGCGCUGCAAGUGACCACCGACCCAGACCACAAGUUCGACCUCUCACUACAACUUGAUGACUUGGAUGCUGCAGUCGAGAUCGCACGGACAACUCCUGAGUUGGAGGCAGAGGCCAAGUGGAAGCAGAUCGGCGACAGGGCACUCGCCGUCUGGCGGUUUGACCUCGCCCGGGAGAGUUACGAGAAGGCGGGCGAUCUCAGCGCCUUGAUGCUGCUCCUGUUGGCCAUCGGAGACAGGGACGGCCUGGCGAAGCUGGCAGCAACGGCCGCGCAAAAGGGCCAGAACAACCUCGCGUUUGCGUCGCUGUUGCAGCUCGGUGAUCCGAAGCCAUGCGUGGACCUGCUCGUGAAGACGCACCGGGCGCCAGAGGCGGCCAUGUUUGCGCGGACAUACGCGCCGAGCAAGGUGCCAGACGCUGUGGACGCGUGGCGGGCGGAAUUGAAGACCAAGGGGCGCACAAAGCUCGCUGCUACGAUCGCACAUCCCGGCGACAACCCAGAGCUAUUCGAGGAGGGUUGGGAGGGCGCACUUGGCCGUGAGCGUGGCGAGGCGCAGCAGCCGCCUUCUGAGUCGCUUGUCAACGGCACUUCAGAAGCGGAGGCAGAGGGACCGCCGGAAGAGUGAGGUGGUUGCAGCUCAGCGAUUCCGUUGCGGGGGUGAAGGGUCGUGACUCUGAGUCGCGGAUUGUCCACAAGGGGGAGAGGGCGAGCUGUCUCAAAACCAGACCGGGCUUGUUGACGGACGAUAGUGUAAAUGUUAUUUAUUUGUUCUGCACCGAGACACACAAUGCCACGGGCCUCUGAGAGUGCCGCGGAAAGGCGGUGUCUGAGAAA